Molecule: messenger RNA, 5447 nt
Organism: Hemiscyllium ocellatum (epaulette shark)
Lineage: Eukaryota; Metazoa; Chordata; Chondrichthyes; Orectolobiformes; Hemiscylliidae
Gene: ccdc187
Product: coiled-coil domain containing 187
Exons: 12
Coding region: 507-1667 (386 amino acids)
Source: RefSeq, a predicted model, not a curated record
GAAAGAGGCAGGGUGAGGAACAAACAGAGAGAGAAACACAGGGAGAGUGAGGAACAAACAGAGAGAGAGAGAGAGAGAGAAAGAAAGAAACAGGGAGGGUGAGGAACAAAGAGACACAAAUAACAGGGAGGGGGGAGAGAGACAGAACAGAGAGGGGAAAGAACUAACAAAAUAACGGAGAGAGGAGGUGAGGAACUAAGAGACAAUAUCAGGGAGAGAGUGAGAGACAAAAACGGAGGGGGUAAGGAGCUAACAGAGUGACAGGGAGGGAGAGACAGAAACAGAGGCUGAGAAACUAAGUGAGAAAGUAAUAAAGAGAAGACAUUGAUGAACUAACAGAGAGACAAUGUAACAGAGACAGAAACAGGAGGUUAGGAACCAACAGUCAACAGAGAGAACAAACCGAGGGAAAACCCGAGAGAAGAGAGAAACAACGAGAAAAAUAACAGAAGGCUAAUUUAUUUGGAUGAUCCUAAUCCAGAUUUGAAGGUCAAGUCUAAGCAACAAUGACUGAAAUCGCAAUCGAUCAAUCCAAUUUACCUCGAGUACGAGAAGUGUGCCGUGGGUUUGCUGUCUUGGAGGAUGGGGCGUUAGCACACAACCUUCAGGAAAAAGAGAUUGAACAGCACUACGCUUCAAACAUUGAGAAGAACAAGUUGGUUCGGCAGGAUGUCUGUGUGGCCAAAAAGCUGCAGGACCAAGAGGAGUUGGAGGCCAAACACUACAGCCGGGAGCACCAGCAAGAGAUUGAGGAGCUGGAUUCACAAUACGCCAAAGUUGUGCAAGAGGAGAUUGAGAAGCACAUGGCAGAGAGUCUACAGCGGGAGGAGCAGGACAAGGAGGUGGCCAGGAGGUUACAGCAGGACGAGGAGUUGAGGGACCAGAGGAGGCUGGUGCUGGAGGCCGAGAUGUACGCGGCUGGAGAUGAAAUGCACAGACCACCAGGGAGGAGGUUGUGGCAUGGACAUGAGCAGAACUCCUUAGAGAGCGAGGUGGCCCAGCUGAAUCUCAGUGAUUCCUACGAUAGUGACCAGGAGCAGCUACAACGGGAUGAAGCUCUGGCCCGCCUCUUACAGGAGGAGGAGGAAGUGAGGAUGGUGCAGAUGAGAUCGAGGAGCCAGAGAAACCAAGAGGAGGAUUUCCGGGCAGCUCAGGUGGCACAGGAUGAGGAAAUAGCCAAAUACAUUCAAAGACAAGAAUUAAAAGCCCACAAACAGUCCAAGCGACUGGAACAGAGGUUGGCGAGGAGAGAGCAUUCAGGAGAAAGCAGCGAAUGCUCAGAGAUACCGAAGAGGCGGAAUCAGCCAGCCUCCGCUCGACAAGAGCGAUUAAACUCGGAAGGGUUUCCAUCUCCGCGUGGUGAGCAGCCUCCCGAGAGAGGACAAUCUCCCACAGAGCAGCUCCAGCGAUCAAGGCACCUAUUCCCCAGAAACAUAGCAGAGGAGCUGGAUCCUACUUUUAAAUCCAAACAUCUGGAGCACACCUCUGACCGGUUUCCUGCAGUUCCACCAGCCUUGCCUCAGCCCUGUGCUGUACCACCAGACGGUUUCCAUGACUACCUGGACAAAUCCUCCAAGCCAGCGUAUGUCUCACCAACCAGGCGGCAGGAAGAGAAACUGGUGAGGCAGAAAUCGAAGGAGAAAAAGGAAGGUUGCAAGCAGCAAUGAGGAUGAUAGGGCUGUGGACCGGCCCUGAUGGUGCUCGCCCAGUCCCAGGAAGCCUCUGUCUACACACACGCACACAUUUACUUCUCAUUAUUGUAGACUCCAGGUUUCCACUUGAGACGCCAGUAAUAUAUUGCCCCAGUGUUCCACCCCACUGUAGCUGGGGCCCCUGCAUUGCGAGGGCUGCAGCUAUGAUUUGAGUCUGGUCCAGGCAGCUGGAUUAUCUGCCCAGUUCUGAACUUGGUGAAAGCCCACACUUUCCUACAGUUAGCUGCCACUGCAGUGAUUGGAAGGAGUGGGAGUGGGAGCGAUGAGGAGGAAUCACCAACUUCAGGUCUGGGUUGAAUGACCAACUCACUCUAAGAUUAUUUCACUGUUGAAAGUGACAGGUUGGAAUUGAAGAUCUUCUCUCCCCUCCCCCCCCUUUUCUGGACGUCCCAAGACUUGGCCAAAGAGCAGUGACCAAUCAGACACCGAGUAGGUGACCAGGUUGUGUGACUGCCUGUCACAUCUGUUUCUCACUUGUUGUUAAUUCUUUAAAUUCUGUCUUGCCGGGUGUGAGAGAUGUCAGUGCCUGGGAAUGACAUCUCCCACCUCCCAGUUCCAAAGUGACCCCGCUGCAGUUACACAGUGAUGCUUCUUUAACUCUGACCCUAACUAAAACCUUUGGUCACUGUUCAGUACUCCAUCCUGAGACUGUGCUAAAAUCCGUGAUCUUACUGGUUGUGAUCUGUAACUCCACUCAUCAAUCUACAGUCACUGUGGGGGAAUCAGUCAGAAAUCAGUCAUAGCACAUUGUAAUCUAAAGAUACCAGCCAGAGGUGAGAACAUGGAGUUACAUCCUGAACAUUUCUGUAGUUUUAGCUUUAAACAUUUUCAAUUAUUUAAUGGAUAGAAUUGAAAGAAUUUCAUUUUCAAUCAUUGCUUGGGAUUAUUUGUAGAGCAACAUUGAUGUAGCUGCCUCCCCAUGUAGAGAGAGCUUUACGCUCUGUAUCUAACCCCAUGCCGUACGUGCACUGGAAGUAUUUGACUGGGAUAGUGUAGAGGGAGUUUUACUCUGGAUCUAACCCCAUGCUGUAUGUGCACUGGAAGUGUUUGACAGGGAUAGUGUAGAGGGAGUUUUACUCUGGAUCUAACCCCAUGCUGUGCAGUUUUUUUGUGCAGGGAGAGAUUCCAAGAGCGGGGACUUUCUGGUCUUCGGUGAACAGCCUGUAAUUUCAGGCUUUUGAUUAAUUACAGGCCUAAGUACAACUUCCUUUUUUUCGAAAAAUGGGUUUAAUUUUGUAACUGGGCCAUUUUGUGUUGGGCUUUGAGAAAAUUGCACCUCCAGAAAUGUAAUGCUUAUCAUAACUGCUGCCAAAAAAAGAUUCUGUUUAUCGAAGCAUAACUGAUAUAUUAAAAAAAUUACAGGAAGGUUCCUCAGAUUAGAAUGUCUUGCUGCUUGUGGUGGAAGGGGCAGUUUCACACUGUGAUGGCCAAAGGGGCUUUGCUUCAGUUGCGUAUUGUUUAAUGGCCCUUGCAGACCCAGGGAAGGUGGGCAGUGAAUUGCCUGGCUGCUGGGUAUCACUGCAGCGAGAGUCUGAUACAGAGUUACCGCAGGCAGUGUCUCCAGCUGACUCAAGGCCCACCCUCCACCUAUCACGGAGGGAGAGGGGGAAGGGGCACUUGGAGGUUGAGAUACGUGACAAGACAGCAAACCCCUUGAAUCUGUCUGCUUUUAAACUUUCUCCCUGCUCCUUGCUGUCUCAGACCUCAGUAACAACUAAGGCCACCGUUUCUGAUCCGUCUGUCUCCUGCUAUUUCCCUGCUGCGUGUCACUGUGCGAUACUCCUGUCAGUUGAUGCAAAAGAUUUCAAACAAGACCCAAUCCAGACCCCAGGGCUGUUAGUUAUAAACUGUGUCAUUUUCAGGAAAUGCUUUUUAUUAACAUAACAGAAAAUGUGCUGACCAGUCAGCAGCUCCAGAGUUCUGACCCUGACACUCAGCAAUCCUAGCUUGGAUAGCUGGCAUCUCUCUGAGCAACCCCCACUUCAAGUCCUGCUGCCCCUGAUCUUUCUCCUGCGCUCUCCCUCCCCCUCUCUCACACACAUGCGCACACCCUCACACACUGACAUUCACUCAUUCGCACACCAUCUCUCACACUCGUCCUCUCUCACACCCGCCCUCUCUCUCUCUCUCUCUCUCUCUCUCUCUCAAACCACCACAAUCUGGCAGAACUUCCAAGUUGACAUGUUUCUUUCCUUGGCUGCUAUGUGGAGCUAAGUGCCCUGGUGGAGAAGGAUCCAGUGGAUGUAACAACUGGAAGCUGCUGGCAAAGAGUGGGGGAGAUGGGUGGUGGAGGGGGAAUGUUGUUUAGGUUAGUUGGUGUCAGUGACUGUGUAAAAAGCAGUUGUAAAAACACAAGGGAAAGUUUCUGGGGAAAGUUUGCUGCUUGUUUUAACUCCUGAAGAAAUAAUACUCAUCUGUUUUUGUUUUCUUUUCAUAAAGUUAUCUAUUUAGACUCAAACUAGGGAUAAAUUGGAAAUCCCCCAAUCUGAGGUCUGGCUACAUUAGUCAUUUCAGUCAGAAAUUUUCCCCAGUCUCUGCAGAGAUUUGGAACCCAUUGAAUUGUCUUCCUUUGGUACUUUUAAAUCUCAUCCUUCCUCUCUGCCCUCUGCAAUUUGAAGAAGGACAAAAAUGACAAGAUUUUGUGGAGCUCUAUUUCUCUCUCUCUCUCUGUCUCUCGCUCUUCCUCCCCCUGUCUCUGUCUCAUCCUAAUCAGCCAGUCGUAUGGUAACUCAAUGGCAAGGUCCAAAUCAGUAGGACUCCUCCAAAAGCAAGGUCCAAAUCAAUAUGACUCUCCCUUUUUGAAACCUGAAUGGGGAGUGAAUGAUCAAGUAAGUGAUCAUUCUGGGACUGGGACUAGUGACCUCCCACCCUGUAGAGGGCAGGAGUAUCCACCCAGUGAUCUUCAACCCUGCUCAGGAGAGAAUAGGGGCAGCAACCUUACCCUUGUCCUCCUGGGGAAAACGUAAGUCUUCCAAUGGUUUCAGAAUGACCAAUAGAAACACCACUGAGGGUGAGGGUCAAAUCCAUAAUUUUCACUUGGGAAAUCAAUGUGUUGUCCAGUAUGGCUGUGGCCAAUAAAUAGUUAAUACCUACUGAUCACAGCAACUGUUCUGGGUCAGAUGGGUGUUCCUCAACUGUGUGCUUUGGCAAUGAGUUCUUAUGUUAAUCAUUCCAGCUACAAUCACCAGCUAUGGUAUGCUUUCUGGGGGAUUCCCUGGUCUUGUGACUGUCACGUGAUGGGUAAUCCAUUGAACCAACACAUUUCCUAACUCAUGAUCUGAUAUCAUUUGCUGGUUUCUAUCCCGCAAUCCUGAUGCACACCAUGGACUUUACCCAACCCCUGGUUUCAGGUUCCAGUUCUGGAAAGGUGGCUUGACUAUCAGUUGAUCCCAGACUGAGAGACAGAGUUAAGGAAAUUAAAGAUAAAUCCUGCCCCAUUCUCAGCAUCCCUGACCAGUUAACUACAAAGGUGAAACUGUACUGAUCCAAUUACCUUCAAAUAACAAAAUAUUUUUCUUGUUGGCUUCACUGUAGAGGUUGGGAAGCAAGAAAACUAACUUUGUCAAAAUGAUCCAUUGAAAGAUUUAUUAAUGGUUCCUCCCCACCUCCACAAAAAACAAAUUGUUAUCCUGUCAUGAGGAUUCCGUGUGUCAACUUGCCCACUCCUUUUCUUGAGGCAAUUAUUUAAUUUUUUGAUAGCUUUGGAUCAGAUGGUAACUGAUUUGCCUCAGUCUG